AUGGGGAAAGAGGACGAAUUAAUAGAGAAGGCCAAGGUUUCUCUUAUUGAUGCAGUGAAGUUUGAUAAAAAUGACAAGCCAAACGAUGCUCUACGAUCCUACAUGGACGGAAUAGAUUUGUUGGAUCAAGCGGUCAAAUCAAUGUCUUUGGAUGAUGAUCGGAGAAAUCCGUUGUAUAAGCAAAUGGCAAAAUAUGUUGCUAGAGCAGAGCAAUUAAAAGAUGCCACAAAAGUUGAGGUUGGUUUUCUGGAGCAGCGAAAAAUUACGGCAAACAGUACUGGUCAUGGGUACGAUAGGAUUUUUGGAAAGUGUCUGGACGACCAAGUAACGGCUGUACAUGUUCAAGAUGCGUACAUAUGCGCUCAUCAUCAGAUACUUAAUUUUGUGCGUUUUUGUGAACUCGUUGUAAGCAAAGCACCAAAUCUCCGCUGCAUCAAUCUGCUUACCGGUGUGGAAGCGAGAAAUAACCAAGGUGCUUUCGAUGAGCUUGCUGGAAGUUUAGAGAAGGUCAACGUUGUCCUUAACGUGGAUUACAGUUCUUCUCUUCAUGACAGAGAAAUACGGUUCAACAAUGGGUGGAUUGUAAAGAUUGGACGUGGAUUAGACUAUUUUAAAAAUCCCGGCAAAUACGUAUUAGGCGCGUCAGAUCUUAACUUCCGAACGUGCCAUGAAACCACAGUGGAUAUACUAAGACAGAAGAAAUGA
Molecule: messenger RNA, 705 nt
Organism: Necator americanus (New World hookworm)
Lineage: Eukaryota; Metazoa; Nematoda; Chromadorea; Rhabditida; Ancylostomatidae
Exons: 5
Coding region: 1-705 (234 amino acids)
Source: RefSeq, a predicted model, not a curated record